Molecule: messenger RNA, 6286 nt
Organism: Periophthalmus magnuspinnatus
Lineage: Eukaryota; Metazoa; Chordata; Actinopteri; Gobiiformes; Gobiidae
Product: nuclear receptor coactivator 3-like
Exons: 23
Coding region: 181-4620 (1479 amino acids)
Biological process (GO): positive regulation of transcription by RNA polymerase II; cellular response to hormone stimulus
Cellular component (GO): nucleus
Molecular function (GO): nuclear receptor binding; protein dimerization activity
Source: RefSeq, a predicted model, not a curated record
GCUCUGGGAGUGUUUCCCAUUUAAACAAACACGGUCCAGCCGAAGAUGGCGGAGAGUUUGUAGAGACGUAAAGAAACUGCUGUCCCAGUGAACGCGCCCGGGCCGGUGAUGUCCAGACAUUGGGAAUGAAUGGAGCUGGACAGGGGGUUGUACUGGCCAAGGUCCUGAUAUGUACUCGAGAUGAGUGGAGUUUCUGACAACUCUUUGGAGCCACUGGGCUCUGACCGCAAACGAAGACAUUCCACCUGUGACCCACAGGGGCCAGGGUGUGACAAGCGUCGGAGGGAACAGGAGAGCAAGUACAUAGAAGAACUGGCUGAGCUCAUUUCUGCAAACCUCUCGAACAUCGACAGCUUCAACGUCAAACCUGACAAAUGUGCCAUCCUCAAGGAAACUGUGAGGCAGAUAAGACAAAUCAAAGAGCAAGGAAAAAGCUCCUGUAGUGAUGAUGAUGUCCAGAAAGCAGAUGUUUCUUCUACUGGUCAAGGGGUCAUUGACAAGGACCAUCUGGGCCCAUUACUUUUACAGGCAUUGGAUGGCUUUCUGUUUGUGGUAAAUCGAGAAGGCAGCAUUGUAUUUGUAUCAGAUAAUGUGACGCAGUAUCUACAGUACAAGCAAGAGGAGCUAAUAAACACUAGUGUUUACAAUAUAAUCCAUGAAGAUGACCGGGAAGAGUUUCACAAGAACCUCCCUAAAGCCAGUGGGCCAAAUGGGGCGCCAUGGAGCGGAGAGACACUUCGACAAAGAAGUCACACUUUUAACUGCCGCAUGCUCCUGAACUGGCCUCAAGAAGAAAGACCUGGGGCCCAACAUUAUGAAACUAUGCAGUGUUUUGCUCUCACUCAACCACGAGCCAUGAUGGAGGAAGGAGAAGAUUUUCAUUCAUGUAUGAUUUGUGUGGCAAGGCGGAUUACUGCUGUUGAGAGGACGGAGAGAUUUAGUACUCGUCAUGAACUGUCUGGCAAGUUAAUUGAGAUAGAACAGCAGGCAACACUUCACACAACAAUGCGGCCCGGCUGGGAGGACUUGGUGAGACGCUGCAUGCAGAUGUUUCUACAUCGCAGUGAGGGCCAACCUUGGUCCUACAAACGGCAUUAUAAAGAUGCUUUGCUUAAUGGCCACGCAGAGACACCACUGUACCGUUUUUCACUCUCUGAUGGCACCCCAGUCACAGCCCAAACCAGGAGUGACCUCUGUCGGAAUCCAAAUUCCAAUGAACCACCCACUUUUCUUUCCACACACUUGCUGCAAAGAGAGCCAAGUGGUUAUCGGGGACAUCCAGGUGGGGCCAUGAGGCCUUCAAACAUUGGUGUGAAUAAUCAGAAUCAACAAAUGGGUGCAGGGAUGAACAGGGGGUAUGGUAUGACAGAGCACAGAGGACUGCCCCCAUACUCAGCGGGCAACCACAUGAAUCUCAUGAAUCAAAUGAACAACAUGGGCCAAAUGAAUUCUAUGCAUCAGAUGAACACGCCCAUGAACUCUAUCAACCAAAUGGGGCACCACGGCAUGCAUCAACAAAUGGGCCCAUUUCACAGUGGCAGUGCAGGUCCUGGUGGCGGAGGAUAUGGAAUGGGAAUGACCAGGCCCCCUCAGGCCAGUACAGCGAUGAAUGGUCCUCACAAUGUCAUGGGGUCGCCUGGAGUCCGAGGAAGCCCAAAAAUGGGAGCUAGUCCUUUUUCUCCAAGUGGUAUGAACUCCCCUAUGCAUCCAGCUAGUUCAGGGGCCACAUUCUCCAGUAGUUCUCUAAAUGCUCUCCAAGCCAUAAGUGAGGGUGUGGGCAACCCGAUGUCCUCUUCCCUCACAUCUCCCCCUCCACAUAAACCGGACAGUUCACCGAGUAUUAACUCAACCAACCAGGCAUCUGGUGGCUCCUGUAAGCCUGGUCCGUUUCCCCACUCUGAUUCGAAGAGCCCAAAUCGUUCUCUGGGUCCGAGUGCAGAGCAGUCACAGCAACACACCCCCACAGGUGAUGGUCCUGCAGAUAAACCAGACAGCCAAGCCCAGCCUGGGGGAGACGCUCUCCGACGGGUCUCUGACAGCAAGUGUCACCAGAAGCUUCUGAAGCUCCUCACAUCGCCCACUGAUGAGCUGGUGCCUCUGGGUCAGACCCUGGGCUCUGGACCCACCUCCACAGCUGAUAAUAAAGACGGGACAGGCGGCGUUACCAGUCCCUCAUCCUCAACAGGAGUGUCUUCCUCUACUGGGGCUGUGUCUUCCACUGUUGGUGCAGGGCAUUUGUCAAGUCAGUCACUGCAGGAGAAACACAAGAUACUGCACAAGCUUCUACAAGAUGGUAACACCCCAGACGAAGUGGCACGGAUCACAGCAGAGGCUACAGGGAAGAGCAGCUUAGACACUGGAGGAUCUGAGAUUGGCCCCCCAGCAGCUAUUUGUGGAGCAGAGUCCAAAACGGAACAGCUCAGUCCUAAGAAGGAAAAGUCCCAUGCGCUCCUGCACUAUCUUCUCAAUAACAAUAAGGAUGAGUCCGACAGUGGGGACAUCAAACCAAAGCUGGAAGAGCUAGAAGGAAGGGGCCCAAAGGCGCCGGGUGUUGCCAAUUCUGAAUCGUGCUCCCUCAGCAGCAAGGUGAAGUUGGAGCCAUCAGAUGAGUCGGAGACUCUUGAAACAAUUCUUGGAGUUCCUCGAACUAAUUCUGGCUUCUUCUCUGAGCCUGACUCAAGAACAGGAAAAGACGCUGGAAGUCAACAAGGAAACAGGGCUGAUGAUUUACAUGAUGGUGAGCGAGCGUCCAUGCCUCCAGCCCAGCGCUCUGCCUAUCAAAGGGCUUUAUCUGUUGAUGCUAAGCCCAUAGGUGGAGAUGUUUCUGUUGGUGGAAUAGCUGGCAGAAGAAAUGUCCCGUGUCCCACUCUUUUGAAUCAGGACUCUAUGGACUCUCCACUUCGACCUGCAGGAAUGCCUAACGGCUUUCCAGGAAAUAUGAGUCUACGUCCACCACAAAGCAAUCCAAGAGGUGUGGGGAGAGGGAUGGGAAUGGCACCGCGAUCUAGAGUGACUGGACCAGGAGACUGGGGUAUGUCAAGAUCCACUGCAAAUCCUACUAGUGGGUCGGUUCACACUGGCAUGGGUCGUUCCGGCCCAAUGGGAGGCCCAAUGAUUAAUCGUUCACACAGUGUGCCCGGAGCCACAAGAUCUAUGCUUCAGCAGCAGCUCAUGGAGAUUGGUCCCAAUGAAUCCAAUUUGGGUAUGAAUCUGUUUGGUAGCCACACACCACAGUCUCCAUCAUGGCCCGAUUCUUCAAUGGGAAUGGAUCGACCACAGAGUCGUACAAACAGAGACCAGUUUGGUCUUACUUUAGAUGAGCUGCUUGGACCCUUGGCUGGAAGUGAUGGUCCGAAUGAUGAACGAGCUCUUUUGGACCAGCUGGACUCCCUGCUCAACACGGCUGAUGUUAUGGCUCUGCAAGAGAUAGAUCGAGCUUUGGGGAUCCCUGAAAUAGUGGGCCAGUCUCACGGCGCUGAGGGGCCCCAGCAAGGCCAAGAUCAAAGCCAGGCUCAGUGCCCACCAUCGGAGCCUUUCGUCGCACCAGACUCUUCCAUGGGAAUGGACCAAAAAGCUGUGUACAACCAGGGCUACCCUGGACCCCCUGGACCAUCCUCCAUGAGCAUGCAGCCGGACUACAGGCCCAAUACAAUGCAGGGCCAGUCACCUGGAGGCUUCAACCCAAUGGUGAAUCAAAUGAACCACACAGGAGGCUUUUCAGGCAUGAGCGGGAUGGGUAAUGUGGGAAACCCUCGGCUAAACAUGAUGAGACCCCGCAUGAUGAAUGCCACCAAACCCCUGAGAUUUCACCUGCAACAAAGGCUGCAAGGACAGCAGUUUAUGAACCAGGUUAGACAAGGCGUGAAGAUGGACAGUGCUCCUGGAGGGCCGACUGCUUUGCGCCCAGGUAUGCAAUCUGGUAUGGCACCUGGAGGCAUGGGCAAUCAGUCUGGAUUUCUAAAUGCUCAAAUGAUGGCCCAGCGCAGCAGAGAGAUGAUGACCCUGCAGAUGAAGAGACAGAGGAUGAUGAUGUUAAUUCAACAGCAACAGCAGCAGCAGCAACAGCAGCAAAGCCAGGGGCCAGCAGGGGGCUUUAGUCCACCGCCAAAUGUCACCGCACCGGCAGGGAUGGACAACCCCAUGGGAGGCCCACCCAUAAACCAGCCAGGGCAGCAGGGCUUCAACUAUGGAGGCAACUAUGGUAUGAAUCAACAACAAGACCCAUCAUUUAUGGCUCCAGGAAGUGGCUCGACAGGAAACCUAAUGCAAGGGCGAAUGUCUGGCCCUGCACAAAACAACAUGAUGGUUGGAAUGCAAGGAAACCCCCAGGGUGGACCCAUGUACCCUUCUGUCGACAUGAAGAGCUGGCAACAAGGUGGCAUGCCGCGGAACAACUCAUACCCACAGCAGCAGUUCCCACAACCAAGUAAUCAGGGCCAGUUUGGACCCAUGAUGAUGAACAACAACUCCAUGGGUGGACCUGGUCCCGUUGGUGGAGCUGCUGGGGGGCAAAUGGGCCAGAUGCAGGGCCAAAUGCCGGGCCAAAUGCAGGGUCAGAUGGGCAUGAACCCAAUGGCGAUGGCUAGAAUGCCAAUGGGACCUGAGCAGAAAUACUGUUGAGGGCCUUUGAUGACGGAAAAUGACCUACAGCCAGAUAUCGUGGAGCUCAACAAGUUGUCCAGAGAAUGCUUGUUGAAUGUGUAUUGAUAUUCUCAGCCAUAUGUGCAGUAAUCAUGUUAAUAUUGAGUUCCAAUGCACAAUUAGACUUCAGAUUUGGACAAUGGUACAUGUGGCUGUGGCUGCACUUUAAUUACAGGCUUCAGAUCAGAGCUCGGGAUCAAACGUCAAAAAAACAAGUUCUUAGAAACAUUUGCCAUGUUUUAGCAGCAGUGCAAAUCGUACAUAGAGAUGCACUCACCAAAACAAUAAUAAAAAAUGGUAAACCAGAGCCGUGGAACAACCCAAUAAGCUGCUGGGACAGUCUAUACUUUCAAAAUACUUUUAAAUGAACUGAACUUUUUAAAUUUAAUAUUUAAAUUAAAAAACUUAAUAUCACCAUGACGACACAAUCCCGAGCUCUAAAGACAAAAGGAUUGUUACAGUAUUUUCUUUUUAAGACGGCCUUACUUGAGAUUCAACGCCUUUGCAAAAAUAGGUUCUCUUUAUUCUCCCUUUUGGUUUUGAUGGUUCUUAAAUGUCAUUUGAUGCUAUAAGCACACCGUCUAUGGCUUUAAGCAGAAUGGAGUAAUAACUCUUGCCUCUAUGAUUUAGAUUUAAUGGAGCCUUGUUUAAAGCAAACUAAUGGUACUGCAGUAUUAAAUGUUAAAUUGUUUCAGUGAAUAUACUUGUAAAUAUUCUACAGAAUAUAUCAUACAUUCUUUUUAAAACCCAUUAUUGCACAUGUAUGAGACCUGGAUGUAUUUGUCUCUCAUAGGUCAUUCUUUUAUGGUUUUAUUUGUUAUGUCUUUGCAGUUAUUGCAAGUGUGUCUGGGAUUUUUUAUUAUUGUUUGACAAUUUUCUGAAUGCUGUAUUUUUAUUAUUUUGCAUAAUGUCAUGUAUUACAUGUUUAGAAAGGCACUUUUACUCUUAUUGAGUAUCUGAUAAGUUAAAGUUUUGAUCUUUUACACCAUCUGACAGUUAAUGUAUUUGUUUCAAUGUGGUGGAAAGAGCUGACUCCAUCUGUGUGUUUUUGUGUGUUAUAUUAUGUCCUUAGUUCACCAACAGGCCUUGAACAUAUUUUUGUCCUAUAUUCAUCUGGUUUGUCUGUUGCUAUUGAUUGUUUUGAUAUAACUGUUUGCUCAGAACAGUUUCAGGUCUGACUCUAUCUUUCAACAUGCUCAAUCCAAAGAUCUUUUUCCACAUCUUUGUACAGCUUCUGGGCUCUGGUGUACAUUUUUAUUUUACAAAUAUGUGUAUCGAGGAUGGUCUCAUGCCAUAUUUGCAGUGGUAUUAGUUUGGUUUGAAAUGGGCAUUGAAAAGCCACAAAUACAACUAAAUGGAAUGAAUAUACGUGGAAUAUAAUUAACAGAAUGCUUUGUUUGUUUUUUGGAGGAGACAUAAGCUGUUGUUUUACUAGAUGUAUAUUACAGAUUUCCUUGUUGAUAAUGGUGUAAAUACAAAUUUCUAUUUAAAUACUACCUUAGCUAUUGUGAUUUUUGUCUUUGAUUUUAGGUUAUAAAUAAUUGAGAUGAAAAUAGAAGCAAUGCCUUUGUGAUAAAUAAUAAUAAUCUAUUUAAACAUUUAGUCAACUGUCAAUACAGAGAAACAUCACCUCUUGUGACCAGCA